Pipistrellus kuhlii (Kuhl's pipistrelle) is the source of this 1139-nucleotide messenger RNA. It is a transcript of the gene GNG14, whose product is annotated as G protein subunit gamma 14. The record is from RefSeq and is a predicted model, not a curated record. The transcript has 3 exons. Gene Ontology annotation, molecular function: G-protein beta-subunit binding. Lineage: Eukaryota; Metazoa; Chordata; Mammalia; Chiroptera; Vespertilionidae. Bases 881 to 1099 code for a protein of 72 amino acids. Gene Ontology annotation, biological process: G protein-coupled receptor signaling pathway. Gene Ontology annotation, cellular component: heterotrimeric G-protein complex.
UCUGAUUUAUUUUUUUAACAUUUCCCACUGGCUGCCUUGAGAACAGUGGUGGGGGUAGGGGUGAGGGUGGGGGUGGGGGUGGACCAGGAUGCACUGGUCCAAGUGAGCAAGGAUGGAGAUGGGACCCAUGGCAGUGGAGAGAAGUGACCGGAUUCAGGACCUAAUUGGAAGGUUCACUGGCUGGCACUUGAGAAAGGAUUAGAAGUGGGGGUACUGGAAAGAGAGGAAUAAAGGAGUUGGAGAUUGGGCCACGGCAGUGUGGUGGAUGGUGGUGAAUCUGGGAGCAGAAGGUAAUCUGGGGAGAAGGCAAUCCAGAACCCAGCACUGGCCUAGGUAGUGAGAGACACCAGAGAGAUGGGGGGAGGGACCAAGGAGGCUGGAGGGUCCCCAGGUGGACCGAGGUCAGGGAAGGGCUGGGUUGGGGCACAGGAAGCCAUCAGCAUAAGCCAGUGGGCUGAGCCAUCCAUGUGGUGGAUCCCGGGGCAGUGAGUGCAGAUGGAGAGGAGAGGCAGGGAUGCACCCGCGCCUGGGGACACUGCACAUUGGGGUACAGAGGCUGCAAAGAGGGGUGCUGGGGCCAGUUAGCAGGAAUUAAGCAGUCAGUGAGAGACCAGGGCCACACACUCCCUCUACCGAGGUAAUGCAUGACCACAGGGUGCCCACCAGGCCUCCUGGGGCAAGGAGUCCCCUGGCUGAGGCAGCUGCUGCUGCUGUCACUAGUGACAUUUCACUCCGUGGGUGUCCUGGCUUCAAAGUCUCUGCGGGGGUCAGAGAGGAGGGGACUGGAGCGGCCAAGUGGGGAGCAGGGAGGCGGGAGAGAGGCAGAGCAGGGCCACAGGAGACCUGAGCAGCCAGGAGUCGGCCAGAGUCCUCAGCUGAGAUGUCCAGCAGGGAGGCCUUCGGCUGCGACAUCGGGCAGGCCCGCCGGGCCGUGGAGCAGCUGAGGAUGGAGGCUGGCCUCGAUCGCAUCAAGGUGUCCAAGGCAGCCACGGACCUGCUGCAGUUCUGCACGGAGCAGGCCAAGAGCGACCCGUUCCUGGUGGGCAUCCCGGCGGCCACCAACCCCUUCAAGGAGAAGAAGCCCUGCGCCAUCCUAUGACACCGGCCCCGAGGGCCUCAAUAAACCUGAAGUGAUGCUC